GAUCAAUAAUCCAAACCCAAAAAAAGAAAACCAGAGAAGAGAGGAAAAAAAAAUGAGAGGUUCUUGCAAAGUCACUGUAGUUCUUCUUCUGGUUUUAAUCAAUGGUGUGUUUGGAGAUAACCCUUAUAGAUUCUUCACCUGGAAAAUCACUUAUGGUGACAUUUAUCCCCUUGGUGUUAAACAACAGGGAAUAUUGAUAAAUGGGCAGUUUCCUGGACCUCACAUUGACGCAAUCACAAAUGAUAAUAUCAUUAUUAGUGUUUUCAAUUACUUGAAAGAGCCUUUCCUCCUUUCUUGGAACGGAGUGCAACAGAGGAAGAACUCAUGGCAAGAUGGAGUCGUAGGGACAACAUGUCCAAUUCCACCUGGCAAAAACUUCACUUAUGUAAUCCAAGUCAAAGAUCAAAUUGGUAGCUUCUACUAUUUCCCUUCUCUUGCCUUCCACAAAGCCGCUGGUGCAUUUGGAGCCAUCCGUGUCUGGAGUCGUCCUCGCAUCCCUGUCCCGUUCUCUCCCCCUGACGGUGACUUCUGGCUUCUCGCUGGGGAUUGGUACAAAACAAAUCACUAUGUUUUGAGACGUCUGUUAGAGGCCGGAAGGAAUCUACCGAAUCCAGAUGGAGUUCUCAUCAAUGGUCGCGGCUGGGGAGGCAAUACCUUCACCGUUCAACCUGGUAAGACCUACAGAUUCAGAAUAUCAAACGUCGGGGUUGCGACUUCAUUAAAUUUCAGAAUCCAAGGACACACGAUGAAGCUCGUUGAAGUAGAAGGGUCUCACACUGUUCAAAACAUCUACACUUCACUUGACAUUCAUUUAGGACAGUCUUAUUCUGUCCUCGUGACGGCUAACCAAGCGCCUCAAGACUAUUACAUCGUCAUCUCCUCGAGGUUCACGCGAAAAGUCCUCACAACGACUUCGAUUCUCCAUUACAGUAACUCGAGAAAAGGCGUCUCUGGCCCUGUUCCAAAUGGUCCCACUUUGGACAUUGCAUCUUCGCUCUACCAAGCUCGAACUAUACGGAGGAAUCUUACCGCGAGUGGUCCGAGACCGAACCCGCAAGGCUCGUAUCACUACGGUUUGAUCAAACCAGGCCGUACGAUCAUACUCGCCAACUCGGCUCCUUGGAUUAACGGCAAGCAAAGGUUCGCCGUGAACGGUGCCUCGUUUGUUGCGCCUGACACACCAUUGAAGCUCGCCGAUUACUUCAAGAUUCCCGGAGUUUUUAACCUUGGAAGCAUCCCAACGAGUCCCUCUGGUGGAAACGGAGGGUACCUUCAAAGCUCUGUUAUGGCCGCUAACUUCAGAGAAUUCAUCGAGGUUGUUUUCCAAAACUGGGAAAAUUCAGUCCAGUCUUGGCACGUCUCUGGUUACUCUUUCUUCGUCGUCGGAAUGGAUGGAGGACAAUGGACACCCGGAAGCCGAUCAAAGUACAACCUGCGGGACGCGGUUUCACGGUCCACCGUUCAAGUAUAUCCGAGGGCAUGGACAGCGAUCUACAUAGCGUUGGAUAAUGUUGGGAUGUGGAACAUAAGGUCGGAGAAUUGGGCAAGACAGUAUUUAGGGCAACAAUUCUAUCUCCGAGUUUACACUUCCUCUACUUCGUACCGAGAUGAGUAUCCACCACCAAAGAACGCUCUUAUGUGCGGACUAGCUAGAGGCCGCCACACCAGGCCAUUCUAGAAGGGAUAUUGGACGCGCCGGCUCAAGGGUUUCUUUUCUUUUUUUUUUCCUUAGAUUGAAUGAUUUCAAAUGUUUAGUAUUGUCACGAGAGGGUGGCAAAGAGUUGUGAGCUUUGUGGAUUUAUUCACUACGGCAAGAAAUUUAGGAACAAGAAAAAGUUGGAGCUUGACUUGAGCUUUUCAAUUUAAUUUUUAUGACGAAAUCAAAUGUUGUGUUCUUA
Molecule: messenger RNA, 1898 nt
Organism: Arabidopsis arenosa
Lineage: Eukaryota; Viridiplantae; Streptophyta; Magnoliopsida; Brassicales; Brassicaceae
Source: the annotation of a GenBank genome assembly